Messenger RNA from Zootoca vivipara (common lizard), 2926 nucleotides. Lineage: Eukaryota; Metazoa; Chordata; Lepidosauria; Squamata; Lacertidae. The record is from RefSeq and is a predicted model, not a curated record.
GCAGAGAAGGGGCCUCGGCUCCAUACCGGGAGGCGGCGGCAACCUGCGAGAGCGCCACCUUCUGCUCCGGAGGCCCCAGAUCCGGAAUUGGACGUGGAUUGGAUUAACGAGACGGCGGAGUGGGAGGUUGACCCCCCUCCCCGCCCCUUUUAGAAAGGGCGCCCGACCAAUCACAGAGGCCGGCUCAGAGUCCUAGAGGACUUAUCAGGAAGAAUCAACUUUACCAGUACCAUUCAAUGGGCAUAUGGAUAUGUACGCAAAUGAAUCUUUAGUACUGAAAGAGAGCUAAUCUAUUUGAGUAUCUGUGGUUUUGAUUUAAUUUGCCACUUCAACAAAUACACACCCCAAUUUCCCCAAGGAGAAAUACGCUCACAUAUUUCCUUAGUAUGUGAUGCAAUGAGAAACGGCAUAUUUUGCUUCUGACUUGAGAUGAAAUGAUCAAUCAAGACAAUGAGAUAUACAAAGCAAGAGUUUGCUACGAUGGUUCUUGGAAUGGUGGUUUAUGUUGCGGAUGUUGGAGCAGAUCUCUGGGCAGCAAACAAAUAUUUCCAUGAGGGACAGUACCUCUGGUGUGCCUUGACCCUGGCCACAGGGCUUCUUUCAUCACUAGUUGUCCAAUAUUUCAGUUACACUUGGUUUAAAGAUGAUGGCACUGACCAGCUGAGUUGGAUUUCUUCAUUACAUCUCUUACAAGCUGGAAUAUUUACAAGGUACUGGGUUGCACUGAAAUGUGGCUACCAGGCAGCAUUUAAAACGAACAACUCAGAAGAUGGCUUGAUUGAUGGUUGCACCAGCCCCAUUCACAAGAGUGCCAUUUGUGCAAUGACUGAUAUAAGUAUGCUCAGACUAUUUAAGGCAUUUCUGGAAAGCACACCCCAGCUCAUUCUUCAGAUCUACAUCCUGAUGACAUGUGACAGUUCUACCCCCAGUCAGUAUGUAACCAUUGCAACGUCUUUCUGCAGCAUUUCCUGUGCAACUGUGGACUAUCAGAUAGCUUUACGAAAAUCCCUGCCUGAGAAAAAGAACUUUCCAGGGAUAUUUUCCAAAUUAAUGUAUCUUUUCUAUAAACUGUUGACUUUGACUUCUUGGAUACUCUGCAUCGCUCUGGUCACCAUACUAAGUAUAGCGUCUCUUGUUCUACUUGUGUUUCUUUGGCUUUUGAGUAUAUGUUGGGUCCUGAAGCAACACACGGCAUUUUGUACAUCUAAAGGACCAGAAAUUGUCUACAGGACUAUUGUGGGAAUCAUUCUUAUUUUUACCUUUUUUAAUGUCAAGGGAGAAAAGACCAAAAUACCUCUGACUGUUUAUUAUACUGCUCGGGGGUUUAUAACUGCAACAAUAGUGUGUGUUUGCAUGUCCUGCAAAUCAGUGUUUAAUGGGAAAAUACAUUUGUUAUCUGUAAUCAUGGUGGUCGUUAUCACCCUAAUAUUGGGCAUUAUUUUUCUUAUUUCAUAUUAUGCAUUUUUUCAUCCUAGGAAUUUUUACACACAAGAUGUAGUUGAUGGACCAGGAAUUUAUUACGCACAAGAUGUAGUUGAUGGACCAGGAAUUUAUUACACACAAGAGGUAAUUGAUGGACCAGGAAGCGAAAGGACAGAAAACUGUAGAAUGAGGGGGUUCCUGAUGCAAUAAAUCUCACGACAAUUAUCCGUUGCUGCUGCUAUGCUUCUUUUUAUUUAAUAAGAUAUGAUAGCCAUCUUCAAAUAUCUAAAGGGCUGCCACAUGGAGGAUGGAGCAAGCUUGUUUUCUCCUGUUCCGGAGGCUAGGACCUGAACCAGUGGCUUCAAGUUACAAGAAUAGAGAUUCCAACUAAAGAUCAGGAAUGAUUUCCUGACAGUAAGAGCUGUUGGACAGUGGAACAGACUCCCACGAGAGCAGGUGGUCUCUCCUUCCUUGGAGGUUUUUAAAUAGAGGUUGGAUGGCCAUUUCAUAUGUGUGAUCUAGUUGAGAUUCCUGAAUUGCAAGGGGGUGAACUAGAUUACCCUUGGGGUAUCUUCCAUCUCUAGGAUUCUAUGAUUCCCUCAGUGCAAAAAGUCACUGAUGCAGUUGUAGUGCAUUGGAGGUCGAUUUAUACUGGGCCAUCCUGUUUUAUUAGUAGUUCUAUGAUGCUUCCCCAAUGUUUCCACAUUAUUUGUGUCUGGGUGAGUGCUCUUGCAUAUAAUACAACACCAGUUGAAAGAUAACCCAGAACAACUGUGGCAUAUGAAAAGUUACGAGGAUUUCAGCAGGAAGCUGCAGGACAUGCACGGAUUGGAAACAAAGGACCCUGAAACUUUGGCAGAAUUGAAAGUGUGAUCACAUACAACUAGUACGCCAAUAUCAUAAUGAGCCCAAAUCAAGAAUGAACAAUAAAAUACAUUUGGAAGGCUCCCGAGUUCAUUAGACUUGCAGGCUUGCUUUGCUCCUUGUCAUUCAGGUAGGAACUAUAACUAAAUCCUUUCAGUGACUUCAUCUGGAGGGGAAAAUGCAACCUUUCUUUCAGUUUGGUCUUGACAACUUCAUUCAUGCCUUUUAAUGCCAAGACUUGAUUGCAGGAAUGUUUUCUACAGUGUGUUUUGCCUGAAGAUUGCAGCUGAUGCAGAAUAAUCUGGACAGUGCAUUAGUAAUCCAGGAUGUUCAAUGGUUUCUUAUGCCCUUAUAAUACAUCGUAAUUUGUGAUGCUAGUUUUAAUCUGUGAAUAUGUGAACACCUUGAGCCUUACAUGACUUUUCUGUGAAAUGUCAUGUUCAUGGCAGGCUGGCAUUUCCUGGCUGGAAUUAUUGUAUGUACAAAGCAAUUUUCAGCUAUGGUAUAAUGAGCCUUCAUAUCUAUAUCAUUUUAUUUUAUAAAAAAAUUCCUUCAGUAGCACCUUAAAGACCAACUAAGUUUAUAUUUUGGUAUGAGCUUUCGUGUGCAUGCACACUUCUUCAGAUACACUAGAAACAGA